Molecule: messenger RNA, 1008 nt
Organism: Durusdinium trenchii
Lineage: Eukaryota; Dinophyceae; Suessiales; Symbiodiniaceae
Source: the annotation of a GenBank genome assembly
AGGUGGUGGGCAAGUUCUACAGAUCUACUACUCAAUCACCGAGGUUCCAACACAACUCUGAUCUACAGGCUGCAAUUCUAACUGCUCAAUGUUCACCAGAGUGGAUUUGGACUGCUCCUUUUGGCCGGUGCGGAGGUGCUGGUGGGGUGUGCCGAAGACCUUCAGCGAAGACCUGGAGCCUGAGGCCUCCUGCAGGCAGCAUGGAGGAGGUCAUUGGGCAGAUUGCUUGCCGUUUGCCGGAGCUAGCCGAGGCUGCAAUUCUACUGCUCAAUGUUCACCAGAGUGGAUUUGGACUGCUCCUUUUGGCCGGUCGAAUUCAGCCCAGGGAGAACUGCCAAGAGGUGAGGAGGUGCUGGUGUGGCACACCGUGAUUUGGCGACAAAAUGCCCUUGCCUAACUUGGACUUGACUGGCAACAAGAAUGUAUUCUUCCUCAGGCCCUUCCAAUGUUGGCCAAGCACAGCGCCGGAAGCAACCUGGGCGGAGGACUUUCCUGCCAACGAAGAGUGGGCAUAUUGUCUUGGGAUUGCUCUUGUUGUUCUGGGCAUCCCGCGCUUACUUCGCACAAACAUGUUUAGUGUAUAUAUAGAUGAGUCAACUGUUUGCAUUAGCUAGCUGCAUUCCGUGCAUCUCAAGAGCUGUGCGACUGCCGCCUCACCGUUGCUAAAUCCUGAUGGGAAAGGCUUGGAUGUUGCGCUACAAGAGCGAAAGCACUAAUCACUGAUCUAUUAUAUAGAAGGUACCUGCUUUCACUUUCUCAAGGAAGCACGCACAUGCUGUCAGGCAAAGCAGUUCCCAGUCGUAGAGAAAGUGGUGAAGAGGUGUCGACUCUUGUAAUCAAGAACCUUGCCCUGGACUUCCGGAAGGAGGAUGUGGAAAGAUACCUACAAAGCCAAGGGGCAAUCAGCGGAGGCGGAAAAUGACUGGUAGAUACAUGAUGCGAAUACAUGACACUGGAGUUUUCAGUGGAGUAAAGUGGGAAAGCCUAGAAACAGUCUAAUUGGUGCAA